GAUAAAAAGGAUGUUCAUUCACAAGAACUCAUGAAAACUCUUGAUUUGAUAACGGAUCCUAAAAUAAAAUUUGAACUCCAACAUUUCAUUUACUUGCAACACAAUCUUCGAUAGAUUCAAUGCAAAUGUUGGAUUCAUUGGAUUUCUUAGAAUUUAUUCAUGAUAUUCAAGAUCAAUCGUCUAAAGGAAUUGAUCAAGAUGAUAAAAAAUUAAUUCGUUUAAAUUUAGUUUUAAGAGAAAAUUUGUUACACCUUUAUCAAACUUUAGAAGGAUGGAAUGUUGAAAGUUCUGAUAAUCGCGAUAAUGUAGAUGCAAUAGUUGUAGGACAUGAUGAUAAUUUACCUGUUGCUGACAAUGGAACAUUUAUACAAUCAGUAAAAUAUCAUUUUAAAGAAUAUACGAAUACUGAGGAUACUAAACAUGAAAAUGAGACAAGAGGAAUUGGGCCGAGUUCUUUUAUGUCUGCUUUCUUAUUAAAAAGCUUAGAUACAUUAGCAGAUAACGACUCCUUCUUGAUGUUAGAUAAUAAGAUAAGUGAAACAAAAAAGUGGCAGUUAUCUUUUUAUUAACGCCAUUAAUAAUAUCAACAUCACCCAAUGAAUGGAUUGAAACUAUAAGAAAAAGAAUACCAAUUUCAACAAAAAAUUGGCUUGAAUUAUUUUUAUAUUGGUUUGAGCGAACUAGUUUGA
Molecule: messenger RNA, 689 nt
Organism: Rhizophagus irregularis DAOM 181602=DAOM 197198
Lineage: Eukaryota; Fungi; Glomeromycota; Glomeromycetes; Glomerales; Glomeraceae
Source: RefSeq, a predicted model, not a curated record